GCAGCGGUCACUCUAUUUCUAUACGCGACGCUGACGAGAAAGGAAAGCAAUUUUCCAGAAGUGGAAAAGCCCAUAACAGUGCAAAAUAGUAACUAAAUUUAAGUGCAAAGUGUAAAUAGAUGCAGAACGGAUCGCGACAAUUGCCCAAACAGCGGUUAAUUCGAUAUCGGAAAGUGGAAAAGAAAGUACGUGAAUAGGACGAGAAAAGAGAACGCAAUAACGUGAGACAGCGUGCGUGCGAAGAGUUUUUCGUCUCCCUCGCACCGAAGUGGAGCGCACUCAAUUAUUUUGUGGAUGGAGUGGAACAACAACAGCGACACAGCAACAAAAAUACAAGCAACAAUAACAGCAACAACAACUACAAAUGCAGAAAAUGUUCAGAAAAUCACAAAUAGAGCGAAAAACGAGAGAACAAUAGCGAAAGCGUUAAAAUGUAAUACAAUCGAUGCAUUAAAUAGAGUACAAGUACAGCAAUUGCAUUGGAAAUUGAAAUUCGUGCGACAAAAGCGGACGGUUGUAGAAAUUUUCGAAACUUGGCAGCCAUAUUUACUACAAAAACAACGCCGUUGUAAAAAUACGUGACAAAACGCUUACACACACAUACACACUUAGUCCCACACCCACACACUCUCUUCCUCACACACAUUCGCGCGUAUUGAAAGGGAGGAAUAGAGACAGAAAGAGAGACGCGAACGUGAAUUAACAAACAAACAAAAAUAUUUUGCGAAAAAGACAAACACAAAAAAUCCAAUAAAGUGUAUUACAUAAACAAACAGUGGGUCAAUUCGAAAUAUUAUGGAAAUUGCACCACUGAUCAAUAACGCCGUUGCUGUCGUCACAGCCUCUGCCGCAGUUGCUGCCUCUGCCAACGUCAACGUAGGCAGCAGCAAGGAAAAUGAUAACGUCAACAAUCUGGCGCUGCUAGCUUCGCUGACGUUACAAAAAGUGCUAAAUAUAAAUAACAACAACCAUCACAGCAGCAGCAACAACAACCGUAGCCACAACAGCGAUAUCAAACCACACGAGCAACAAAAACAGCAGCAACCACAACGACGAAACCUCGAUAUAACGAGCGAGAAUGAUGUAUUGAACCAAUUGCUAAAAACUGGAGCUGUUUUCACCAAAACCACCACGCCCACAGCGCCCAUUGCCAUCGAGAGAAGGAAGCAGUCGCAGCAGCACCAGCAGCAUAUACAUCAAUAUGCACAACAGCAACAACAACAACAACAACAACAUCGGCAACAGCAGCAGCAAUGCAGCGCUCAGAAGCAACGCCUCAACUCAUCCAUAUCAUCGACCAAUUCAUCGACAUCAACGAACUCCUCCUACGGCAGCUCAUCCUCGGAAGAUGCUGCAGCCGCAUCUGCAACAUUGGCAGCAUCUGCCACGCUAGCAAAAUUGACACCACGAACAAACACCACGAAGGCGUCCAGCAUUAAAUUGCCAGAGAAAUCGAAAAUUCCGUCCGAUAUACUUGAUGAUCUGGCCAGUCGGUUCAUAAUCAAUGUACCGGACAUGGAGCUAAAUAAUCUAAUACGAAUGUGUUUCCAAAUCGAGCUGGCCCACUGGUUCUAUUUGGAUUUCUUUUGUGCCCCCGAAACUGGCGAGGAUGGCGAGACCCAGAAGUGUGUCCAGCGGAAGCUACCGACGGUGGGCAUUAAGCAAUUCGCAAUGCAGUUGUUCCAACACAUUCCCUUCCUGAACAAACAUUUUGGCACCGUGGAUCAAAUCCUGGACGAGUGGAAGAACUACAAGCUGUCAGUGCCCACAUACGGAGCUAUUCUUGUGUCCGAGGACCACAAUCAUUGCUUGCUAGUGCAGUCCUACUUUGCACGCAACUCCUGGGGAUUUCCCAAGGGCAAGAUCAAUGAGAACGAGGAUCCAGCCCAUUGUGCCACGAGAGAGGUUUAUGAGGAGACCGGGUUCGACAUCACGGAUCUCAUCGAUGCCAACGACUACAUCGAGGCUUUCAUCAACUAUCAGUACACGCGACUGUACGUGGUGCGCAACGUACCGCUGGACACGUCGUUUGCGCCCCGCACCCGCAACGAGAUCAAGUGCUGCGACUGGUUCCGCAUCGAUUCGCUGCCGGUGAACAAGAACGAUGCCAUAUCGAAGGCCAAGUUAGGCAAGACCUCCAACUCCUUCUUCAUGAUCAUGCCGUUUGUGAAGCGCCUGAAGAAGUGGGUGAACGAGCGGAAGGCUGGAAUCGAGCCGCGUCGCCGGAAGUGCUCCGGCCAGCAGUCCCCCAAAGCGACUUCGCCCACAAACAUAAACGGCAGUUGCAAAAAGGACGCUGCAGGUGUGCGCAACGAAAUGCGACGCCAACGACACAAGUCCAUGGGUGAUUUGGAUGGUGUCAAGUUGAAUAAUCUCAAUGGCAAGGUGGCCACUGGACCGGGAGCGGUACUAGCAGCGCCCGCCUCCGCCACCAGCGCCAUCAACUCGAUGAACAUUUGUAAUAGCAAUGGGAAACGCAAUAAACAAAAUGUGGCUGCAGGCAGCAAUCAAACAACGCCACUAGCAGCAGCAAAGGCAGUGACGUCAAACGGAUCCAUCGGAGGCGGCACAAUAUCCUCCAAGCGUCAACUGUUCCAUAGCCAAAGUCAGAACGAUGCACAGCAGUCGGCAAGCAAUGAAAAGCAGAUUGUCAGCUCCUUUGAUUUAAUACGCAAGGAGAAGCAGCAACAACUUAAGGCGGCUAAGGCUCAGAAGCAACAACAACAGCAACAGCAGCAGCAGCAUAGAUUGCGCACCAAGUCCCAGAGUGACAAGCAGUGCAGUCCACAGCAACCAGUCAAGAUCCUGGGACAACAACAGCCCACAACGGGCAUGGAUUUGAUAGCCAUGCUAUCGGCGGCGGCGGCAGCUCAAAAGACACCAAAGAACGAGCAGCAACAACAGCAGCAACCACAGCAGCAGCAACAACAACGACCACGACCAGCUUCGGUGUCGCUGAACUUUGGGGCAGCCAGUGCCACAGGAGUAACACCAUCUGCUCCGGAUGCCCAGGACAUACACAAGCUGCAGCGCAUGGCAUCGGGCACGAAUUUGAGGAUUCUAAAGCGAGCACAAUCGCAGCAACCGCCGCAACAACAUCAACAGCAGUUGCAGCAACACCAGUUGCAAAUUCAACAGCAACAGCAGCAGUUGGGCGUUGACUUUACGCCCAAUUUUAAUUCGUGGACGAAUUUCUCUUUUACCAAGAACUUUAUAGCAAACGUGUUUUGCUAAACUUUUACUUUUGAGCAAUAACUUCCUUUUAAAAUUCUCAACUUAUGCAUUUCCCAGCAAAAGACCAGAUUACCGGGAACACCGAAUAGUUUAGCAGGCUCUGUGGAGUUGGGAAACAGAAACUUUGGAGAUUUGCUAGUAAAUGAAAGCAUGCCAAUUGCAUUUAACAAGUUCAUUUGUUAUAAAACUAACACUAAAACUACCAACACUAUAGACAACUAAUCAUGUCUAGUCCUAGGCUUUGGAGACUAUGUAUCAAAGUAAAGUUUCCCGAUCUCUAAACUGGAGAUUAAACUUUUCCACACAUAUUCUACAUAAGGGAACUGCGAGCACACUCGAACUCAAAAACUGAAUGCGAUCAAGUGCAUAAGUCAUUUGUAAUACAAAUUUUCAUACCAAAAAAAAAAAAUCAAAAAACGAGAGUCUUCCGAUCAGCACAUGUAAAGUAAUAUUUUGUAAAAACACUACAAUCGCUGUUCGACUUUAAGAUCCAAGUGAGAACAAACAGAUUGAGAAUAAUUAUGUUAGAAUCCUUCCUGUAUAAGCUAAAAAGUGUUUAUUGUGAGCCAAGUGAACCAUGCCUACUUCGAGCCGAGUGCUCGCCGUUUGAACGUAUUUUUAGAGAAAACCAACAAACUAAAUCUAAUCUAACUAAAGCGUAGCUUUAACACGCCCCGAGUUUUGCUUAAAUUUCAAAGUCCACUGUUGACUUUUUGCAAGGGCAACAAAAAAUCUUCAUCGGGGCGAGUAUGAGAUGAUAAACAAAUUAUAUUUCUGGGCCGUAAUACUUACUGCCCGCCCCCACCUACGAGAGAGAUGUGUAAGAAAAAAUACAAAUAAUAACAAUGUAAAUAAUUAAAUUGUGAUAUAGUAUUUCUUAGCACAAUUGUGAUCUUAACAAACGGCUGGCAACUACAACAACUUUUAUAAGGGAAUUGCAAUACCAUUUUAAUCAAUACAAAAUUGCCCCGCACACAAACCGUUCAAAAUUAAUUCCCACUUUCCCACAAUCAGGGGCAAUAUCAGGCAUAUCUCAGCAGAAAAUGUUUCGUCAAUGCUUUUUUGACAACUUGGGAAUGCGAAGCUAGAAAUGAGAAAACAGAACAUUUAACGAAUUUAAAUUAGUUUACAAUUGAAUGCUUAAAACGGGUUCAAUCCUGAUAAAUUUGUAUGAUAUACAAGAACUAAGGUAAAAGUAUUUGAGCGAUUUGUAAUUUUACGAAAACCAGCAGAGGAGUAUAUUUUUGUGAGCCACUAGUGCGUAAGAAGAGGGAGAGAAGCCUUUUAAGAAAUGUUAAGUCUUUUUAUAACUACGCGUAGAGUUCGUUAAGGUUUUCUACCAAACCAAGUUUCCUAUAAUUCGUAAGCAUGUCGCGACAUGUUAGCUUAUUUUCCAUCAAGCGUAGUCUCCAAUGUGUGAAACAGUUGCCUAUUUAGCGUAUAUCUUUAGACUAAGCAAUGAUCUGCAAUGUCUCCAAAGUCGUAGUCUCAGAGUCUAUAAGUUUGCAGCACCGAAAAUCAAAAGAAGUUCCCUGUAAUUCGGUCUUUUGCGUACAAUUCGGUACUAGUUCUUUAAUCUUAACAACCAAAAAACAGAAAGAAAUUUGCAUUUGCUUUAAAUCUUUUACUAUUGACUUUUAAAGCUUUUUGAAAAGCCAUAUUAAUUUGUAUUUUAUAUGUUAACACAUUGAGCUGCAAAUUUGUUUAAAACAUUUCUCUUUUAAUUUUGAUUUUUAUUAUAUUUCAUUUUUUACUAUAAAGCGUAUAUUUUAACGUUUUAUUUUUUGGAAACAUAGCUAAAUCUGUUUCCAGUCGCCUUAGACAAAUGGCCAAUGAAAUUGUGAAUACUUUGGACUUAUUUUGAAGCGUUAAAUUCCUUCUUCUUUCUUAACUCAAAAAUUAAACUUAAUUUCUUUGGACAUUUGUCUGGGCCAAGCAACAAACAAACAACAAACUUAUCAAGCAAGCAAUGAAUAUCAAAUUAUACACAAGAGCAACAUUGUUUACUCCGCUUGAAAACUGCAAGAAACCCAAGAAUUAAAUAUUGUAAAAUUUUGUUGUAAAAAAAGAAUCAAACACAAAAGCAAAGUGAAACAUUUCAAUUAAAAUCUAAAUUGUAUAAAAAAGAAUUCUCAAUUGAAGAAUUACAAUCUUGUUUAAAUUCCCCCCGUUCCGAAAUCACUAUUAGAGUUUACUUUCAUUUUUUUUUGUGAAAACCCAUAGACAUAGCAAUAAUUAACUUAAGUAAAGGGCUUCUGGAACAACAACCGACAACAUUAAGUUAAUUUAAGUGAACGUUGGAUGCGUGAGGACUUGAUAUAUUAAAAUCUUGCCAACACAUGAAAGUCUGCGCCGCCCAACGAUCCGAGUGAUCCAAAUACUCGCUCCAAGCUAAAUUUGCUAUGCAUUUUAACCAUUGUAUCCAAAAAAAGAUCGAAAAACAAAUCUGUAAACACGUCCAAAACAAAAACU
Drosophila gunungcola (fruit fly) is the source of this 5706-nucleotide messenger RNA. It is a transcript of the gene DCP2, whose product is annotated as m7GpppN-mRNA hydrolase dcap-2. The transcript has 5 exons. Lineage: Eukaryota; Metazoa; Arthropoda; Insecta; Diptera; Drosophilidae. Gene Ontology annotation, biological process: nuclear-transcribed mRNA catabolic process, nonsense-mediated decay; deadenylation-dependent decapping of nuclear-transcribed mRNA. The record is from RefSeq and is a predicted model, not a curated record. Gene Ontology annotation, molecular function: 5'-(N(7)-methylguanosine 5'-triphospho)-[mRNA] hydrolase activity; manganese ion binding; RNA binding. Gene Ontology annotation, cellular component: P-body; cytoplasm. The coding region runs from base 796 to 3234 and encodes 812 amino acids.